GGGUGGUUGCUGUCGUUGAUUGCCAUAGGGGUAUUUUUUAUUGUGAUGGCCUACACGAAGCAAACUGGACCUAUCUUAGCACCUCAAGCAGGAACUAGGUCUAGCAAGAGGUCUGAAGAGUCGGACCCCCAUAGUGGGGAGGAAAGGAAGAAAAAGAAGAAUGACCCUUGCAUGAGACGGUAUGUGCUUCCCCUUUAUCAAUAA
Molecule: messenger RNA, 204 nt
Organism: Ilex paraguariensis (yerba mate)
Lineage: Eukaryota; Viridiplantae; Streptophyta; Magnoliopsida; Aquifoliales; Aquifoliaceae
Source: the annotation of a GenBank genome assembly